GGUUACCAGGUCUUGGACCGUCCGAUGACACAGCAAGGUCUGGGAGGGAUGAAGACAGGUGUUCAAGGUAAGCCCGCUACAAUUUCCAUCGGCCAAACUCUGAUCGCUUUCUGACGGAGUUUGCAUCUCGAAAGGACCAGGAAGAAUGGUGCAAGAUGUAACAUUCUUCCAAAGCGAGCUCCGUCACAAGAUAGCGCUCCUGAACUCGGAGAUCAACAAACUCAAUAACGAGUAUGAUACUAUCAAUAAGGAGAAUACGAAUUAUAUGAGCUUCCAGAGGAGGUAUGGGAUACCUGCCGAACAUCUAUGGUUUGCGCUCAAUAGGUCACUGACAACUUUCACAAACAAGAGCGGACACGCUAGCCGACGAGCUCCGCGAGCUCCAAGGCCAGCUUGGCGAUUACAACACCCUCGUCGACAAACUGCACACAGACUCCGAUCUGGAGGACAUUGAGCGGCUAGCGAGUCAGAUCAAGGCGAAGAAUGAGCGAAAUGCACAGACGCUUGAUGAUGUCUUUCAGGAAAGGCAGCAGUAUGUGUUCCCACAGUAAUCU
This is a messenger RNA of Fimicolochytrium jonesii, 554 nucleotides long. RefSeq lists its product as uncharacterized. The record is from RefSeq and is a predicted model, not a curated record. The transcript has a single exon. NCBI's taxonomy places the organism in Eukaryota, Fungi, Chytridiomycota, Chytridiomycetes, Spizellomycetales, Powellomycetaceae. The coding region runs from base 146 to 454 and encodes 102 amino acids.